UUGAUUUUGAAUUUUCGGUCUCCGCAUCCUUGGAUAUGUCGACCCAUUAUUUUGCCUAACACAAAUUCUUCCUUUGGAUUCCACGAUUCGGUUGAUGCUUUCCUUUUCCUUUGUCGUGGAGGGGUUGGUUCUUGAAGAUUUAUUCGGGCAGUUUGAUUUUUUUAUACGAAGUUGUCAUCCGACUCGGCGACGGUUUGUGUUUGUGGCUUUUGGGCCUUGAUGGGGUUGGGUUUGUAGAUAAUAAAGGGGAAAGCCGUGAAGAUGGUGAACAUGUUCCGGGUUACGUUUGACAUAGACAUAUGGUAAUAUUGUUUCGACACAUUGCACUAGUUUUAUUUAUUUAUUUAUUUAUUUAUUUAUUUUUGAAACGGCAAACUAUCCUACUCCUAAUCUAAUCCUAAACACCACCUAUGUCUCCUAGUGAGACUUGAACCCAUGACCUCUCAUUUGAGAGAGUCACUCCUUACCGUUAGGCCAAAGACCCUUUGGUACAUUGCACUAGUUAGUGUUCUUGAACUAGUAGUAAAAGAGUUCCUCCGACCAUAUUUUAGGGUGUGGGGUUGUUGGAAUACAUUUUAAUGCAAAUACGAAUGAAGGAGAGAAAAUAUAGAAGGUGAUGUGAAUUAAAGGUUAAAAAUAGUGGUAUCUAUAGAGCUGUAAAAUGGUUUAUAAUUUUUUUUUUAAAAAAAAAUUGCUGCGAGUACUAUAGGGCAAGGGAAAGUAAAUAAAAGAGAUAGUGUUCUCCUCGCACCAACCAUGUGGUGGUCCUUUACCUCCCUAUGGUGCCAGCUCACCCCAUUGCAUUGUUACGAUGAGGAUUGUCCGUCCCCUUGAGUUCGAUUGAUUUGCAAAUGAAAUAACAUGAUUUAUUUGAGUUAAAUGUUUUUUUUAAGUCCACCCAGCAUGGGACCUGUUAUAUGUAUAUAUUGAUUAGAUGUCGAUAUAUUGAGACAUGUAUGGUACGAAGUUUCAAGGUAAAUCACGUGUUUAUAUCUAUGUGGUAGACUGGUUGCAUUUCCUGUCCAUGAUCUCACUAUAAAUAUAUGUGGUAGCAUCGGGAUGAGACACAUACAAGAAAUUAAUUAAAACCUGAAUAAAUAUGGAGCCAAUAUUUUAUAUAUUUUUCUCAAUCAUUUUCGUGAUAUGGAUUACGAAAGUUGCCCUAGGGAAAAUAAGAAAUUUACCACCGAGCCCCUUCCCAUGUUUACCUAUCGUGGGUCAUCUUUACCUGCUGAGAAGCCGGCCGCUCUACCGAGCCUUAGGUAAACUCUCCGCCCACCAUGGUCCGAUGCUCAUGCUUCGCUUGGGCGCCCGCCGGGUUUUCUUAGUUUCGUCUCCGGAAGUGGUGGAGGAAUGCCUCACCACCAACGACCUUACUUUCGCCAACCGUCCCCGUCUGCUUGCCGGAAAACACCUUGGGUUGGACUACACCACCAUUAAUUGGUCAAGCCAUAAUGAUAACUGGCGUAGCCUCCGCCGCGUGGUCAGCCAUGAGCUUUUGUCAUCUUGCCAGGUACGAACCCUUAGCGCCAUUCGUGCAGAAGUGGUGCACCACCUGGUUAAGAAUGUCAUGUACCCUAGAGUAGUAAGGGACGGGAUGAUGGAGAUGAAGUCGGUGUUAUUUGAGGUGGUGCUGAAUGUGGUGAUGAUGACGAUUGCCGGGAGGAGGUGUGAUGUUGAAGGGGGAGAGGCUGGGCGGUUUAUGGAGCUUGUCCAGGAGUUGUUUAUUGUGAUGGGGGCGACCCAUGUGUCCGACUAUUUGCCAUGGUGGAAGUGGGUGGGAGGGAAACACUUAGAGAAGGAAAUGGUGACAUUAAAUGAAAAGUGGCAUGCGUUAAUGCAAGAUUUUAUAGAAGAGCAGAGAAGAAAAACCGUGGUGGAGGCGGAGGGUGGUAGCUCCGAUGAAAAGAAAAAUUUGAUUGAAUUUCUACUGAUGUCGCAACAAAAAGAACCUGAAAAUCACAGCGAUGAAGUUAUCAAGGGAUUAUUGCAGGUACUAAUAUCAGCAGGAAGCAAUACAUCGAGUGUAACAAUGGAAUGGAUGUUAUCGCUUUUGUUAAAUAAUCCUGAAGCUCUAAAGAAAGUGCAGACUGAGAUUGACAAUUGUGUUGGGGAAGAUCGUCUAGUUAACGAAUCAGAUUUGACCAACCUUCCUUAUCUUCGUUGUAUAAUAAACGAGACUAUGCGUAUAUACCCUGCUGCUCCACUCUUGUUACAUGAGUCUGCAAAGGAUUGUAUGGUGGGAGGUUACCACAUCCCAAGUGGUACAAUGCUACUGAUGAACGUGUGGGCGAUACAAAAUGAUCCAAAGAACUGGAAAGACCCUACAAUGUUUAAGCCAGAAAGAUUUCUAGGGUUAAAAGGUUCGGGAAAUGGGUAUACCUAUAAGCUAAUGCCAUUUGGGACCGGAAGGAGGAGGUGUCCAGGAGAAAACUUGGGAAUGCGUAUGAUCGGGUUGACAAUGGCUACGCUUAUUCAAUGCUUCGAGUGGGAAAGACCGAGUAACGAGAUGAUUGACAUGACCGCAGGAGUAGGAUUGAUCGCACCAAAAGCUAAACCCUUGGUGGCGAAAUGUCAGUCCCGUGGAGUGAUGGCCAAACUGCUAUCUCAGAUGUGAAGAUAUCAAUAUUGAGUGUCAUUAUAAAUGGAUAUAUUUUAAUUGCCUAAGAAGGUAUUAAUUGAAAGAGUCAAAUUAAGAGUGCAACAGGUAGGGUGGAGGUACCUGGUUGAAAUGUAUUUUGUAGGUCAUUUUAAUCUAUUCUUCUUAAUUAUUAAGCAAUCUAGUUGUUUUGUGGCUAUCUUAGUAGCUUAAAUUUAAUCGUUAUUGUUUCUUUUGUAAGCUAUUUAAGCAUUGUUUCAUAUUAAAUAAGAUGUGGCAACCAAAAGCGU
Lactuca sativa (garden lettuce) is the source of this 2889-nucleotide messenger RNA. RefSeq names its product cytochrome P450 81Q32. The record is from RefSeq and is a predicted model, not a curated record. NCBI's taxonomy places the organism in Eukaryota, Viridiplantae, Streptophyta, Magnoliopsida, Asterales, Asteraceae. Gene Ontology annotation, molecular function: iron ion binding; monooxygenase activity; oxidoreductase activity, acting on paired donors, with incorporation or reduction of molecular oxygen.